GGGGUAACGACUUCCGGUCUCGCAUAGCAAACUCACCACCCCGCUUCGAUCAACAGCAAGAACAGCAACAACAAUCAUUUGAACCGCCGUCACACCCAUCGCGAAUGGGUGGUAACCAGCAACAGCGUUACCCGCCGAGUGGACCCGCUGUAAACUCUGCCCCAGGCCGCGUAAGCAUCUCCGCACACGCUCGUGGACAAGCCCUACCCGACCAAAGCCAGAUUUUCGAAUCCAACUUUGACAACAACCGUGGUCGCGGACGAGGUGGGCAUUUUCAGCAACGGGGACGUGGAGGGUUCAGGGGUGGACGAGGGGGUUUCUUUCAGCAAGCACAGGGUGGAUUCCCUGUUCAGGGUGAACAAUUCGGGAUGGCUCAACAGCAAACACCAAGAAGAUUCAACAACCUUACUUGGCAGCAGACACCCACAGGCCCAGCUAACGAAGGAUUCACUCCAGGUAGACGCCCGAGCCAUGGUGAUCCGUCUUAUAUGUUUCAACAAGAACAGACGCCCUUGGGGCGAGGAGGUAGUCCAUCCAACGCCGCAGAUGUCGCCAACACCGGCGUAAACGACAUUCCUCUAGGACCAUCUCGACUUUCGCCCGAGCAAACACGAGGCGGAUUUCAUAACCAGGGACAAAGAGGGCGCGGCCGAGGUGGAGCCGGAAUCAGAUUCGAACUUGGUAAUAAAGGAAGAGGAGGGGUUCAGCAGUUCCCUCAGCAACAACAGUUUCACCAGCAGCAGGGCCAGGGCCAAGGACGAUGGAGGAAUUCGUUCCAGCCGGCAAACCAGGCCUUUCAGCAACAAGGGAACUGGCAGAAUCGUGAUCAGAAUUUCCCUAACCAGCAACCGCAGAGAGAGUCGUUUGAUUUGCCCCAAGAUGCACCACUUGCUCAGAAUGUUUUUAUACCGGAAGCACAUGUUGGAGCUCAAGCGGUCUUGUCUCAGCAGACUGGUAUGACAGAUCCGGUUCCCACUGUCAUGGGACAGCCCGACGCUUCUGUCCCCCAACAGCCCUCGCUGCCUAUCGUGCCUAUCGCGCCGUCAGAUCCCGUUGUUCCGGCACCCGGCUUGAUGGGUCCGCCGACAAUACCUGCUGCUGCUCCUGAGCAACUCGCUGAUGUCGCGGCCAAUAUCCUGCAGAAUGCGGAGGCUACCGCAGUUCUCCGCCAGAGCGGUGCUACUGUGGGUACGAAGCGUUCCGGAGACGAUCUACCUGACAGACCUGCCAAAGAGGCUAGGAUUGACACUUCCGCACUGACAAGACCCCGUACUAGGAGAGAGGGCGUGUACGAUCGUAUCGGACAAGUGGGUGAGGGUACCUAUGGUAAAGUUUAUAAGGCCACCAAUACUCUCACCAGAGAGGUUGUCGCGCUGAAGAAAAUUCGAAUGGAGAAUGAGCGUGAUGGCUUCCCAGUGACGGCAGUCCGUGAAAUCAGGCUCCUUCAAUCUUUGAAGCACAGAAACGUGGUUCAGCUGCUGGAGAUGAUGGUCGAGAAAAGCAGCGUCUACAUGGUAUUCGAGUACAUGGAUCACGAUCUUUCCGGUGUGCUGGCGAACCCCAAUUUCAAGUUCGAGACGGCGCAUAUCAAGCACUUGUGCAAACAGAUGCUCGAGGGUUUGGAGUACCUUCACCUCCGUGGCGUCCUGCACCGCGACAUCAAAGGCUCCAACAUCCUCCUCUCCAACUCCGGCGAGCUCAAGAUAGCCGACUUUGGCCUUGCUCGAUUCUUCCAUCGCAGCAGAAAAGCAGCCGACUACACCAACCGUGUCAUCACCCUCUGGUACCGUCCACCCGAGCUUCUCCUCGGCGCCACGGCAUACGGCUCCAGCGUCGACGUAUGGAGCGCAGGCUGCAUCAUGCUCGAACUCUACAAAUCCGAAGCCUGCUUCAAAGGCCAAGACGAAAUCAGCCAGUUGGAGAUCGUGUAUGAUGUUAUGGGGACCCCGACCCCCGAGACUUGGUCCGAUGCGGAUAAAUUGCCGUGGUUUGAGUUGUUGAGGCCGAAGGAGGCGAAGACGGGAACGUUUCAGGAGGUGUACAGUAGGUUGUUGAGUCCCACAGCCAUGGAUCUCGCAGGCAAGUUGUUGUCUUUAGAUCCGGCGAAGCGACCAACGUGUACCGAAGCCUUGCAACACCCCUACUUCACGACUGAAGCCCCGGCCCCGAGUCCCCCAGUCGGGUUGGGCGAGAUGGUCGGCGAUUGGCACGAAUUUGAAAGUAAACAGCGGAAACGUCAGGAGAGGAAGGAAAAAGAGCGUCUUGAGCGUCAAGUUUCUGGCUCUAGGAGCGGUCAGGAGAAAGCAUAGUCAAAAAGUUUGCGGGGAGGAGAGGAUACCAUAUCUUUGUUUGUGCGAUUAGGGCAUCUAUAUGCAUAUGAAUCCGGCGUUUUUGGGAAAGUGUGGUUAAUCAUAUUUCGUAUUGGCAUACGAUUACGAUUUGCAUGCGAGUGCGUCACAAAUAGGAUACGAGAACCUAUAGCUAUAGGCAAAAGCAUCAUUGAAAAGAGAUCA
This is a messenger RNA of Saitoella complicata NRRL Y-17804, 2513 nucleotides long. Its product is annotated as Pkinase-domain-containing protein. The record is from RefSeq and is a predicted model, not a curated record. Gene Ontology annotation, cellular component: nucleus; cyclin/CDK positive transcription elongation factor complex. NCBI's taxonomy places the organism in Eukaryota, Fungi, Ascomycota, Saitoellomycetes, Saitoellales, Saitoellaceae. Bases 105 to 2309 code for a protein of 734 amino acids. Gene Ontology annotation, biological process: positive regulation of transcription elongation by RNA polymerase II; protein phosphorylation; transcription elongation by RNA polymerase II. The transcript is spliced from 2 exons. Gene Ontology annotation, molecular function: ATP binding; RNA polymerase II CTD heptapeptide repeat kinase activity; cyclin-dependent protein serine/threonine kinase activity.